Messenger RNA from Diutina rugosa, 3237 nucleotides. RefSeq names its product isoleucine--tRNA ligase (gene ILS1). The coding region runs from base 1 to 3237 and encodes 1078 amino acids. The record is from RefSeq and is a predicted model, not a curated record. Gene Ontology annotation, molecular function: isoleucine-tRNA ligase activity; aminoacyl-tRNA deacylase activity; tRNA binding. The transcript has a single exon. Gene Ontology annotation, biological process: isoleucyl-tRNA aminoacylation. NCBI's taxonomy places the organism in Eukaryota, Fungi, Ascomycota, Pichiomycetes, Serinales, Debaryomycetaceae.
AUGGCGGAACCGACCUUUUUCAGCUUCCCCGACGAAGAGAAGAAGAUCUUGGACCAAUGGGCCAAGCAGGACGCGUUCAAGCGCCAGCUCGAGCUCACGCAAGACAUGGAGCCGUGGCUGUUCUACGACGGCCCCCCCUUCGCCACGGGGUUGCCCCACUAUGGCCACAUCCUCGCCCUGACCACCAAGGACAUUUUGCCCCGGUACGCCCUGAUGAACGGGUUCCACGUCGAGCGUAAGUUCGGCUGGGACACCCACGGGUUGCCCGUGGAGCACGAGAUCGACAAAAAGCUCGGCGUCACCUCGAAGGAAGAUGUCUACGCCAUGGGCAUCGACAAGUACAACGCCGAGUGCCGCGCCAUCGUCAUGCGCUACGCCGACGACUGGAGACAGACGAUCACUCGUUUGGGCCGGUGGAUCGACAUGGACAACGACUACAAGACGUUGUACCCGGAAUUUAUGGAGCUGGUGUGGUGGGCGUUUAAGGAGUUGUGGAAGAAGGACCAGGUGUAUCGGGGUUUGCGGGUGAUGCCCUACUCGACGGCGUGCACCACCCCGUUGUCUAAUUUUGAGGCGCAGCAGAACUAUAAGGACGUCAACGACCCCGCCGUCACCGUGGGGUUCCCCCUUGUCGACGACCCUAAAACGGUGUUGGUGGCGUGGACCACUACUCCCUGGACUCUCCCGGCUAACAUCGCCCUCGCCGUCAACCCCAAGUUCGAGUACGUCAAGAUCUGGGACGAAGACAAGCAGGUGCACUACAUCCUCUUGGAAGGGUUGCUCAAGACCUUAUACAAGAAGCCUGCUGCCGCCAAGUACAAGGUGGUGGAGAAGAUCAUGGGCGACCAGUUGGUGGGGCUCAAAUACCAGCCGGCGUUCAAUUACUUCUACGACCAAUUCAAGGACUACGCGUUCAAGGUGAUCCUGGCCGACUACGUCACCAGCGACUCCGGUACCGGGAUCGUCCACCAGGCCCCGUCGUAUGGUGAAGAGGAUUUCAACGCUGCCACUGCCCACGGUUUGAUUGACGAAAAGCGCACUCCCCCCUCAGUGGUCGACGACGCUGGUCGGAUGACUGUGGGUGAAGAUUUGGGGAUGAAAGGGGUUUACUUCAAAGAUGCCGACAAGAUCGUGAUUAAGAAGCUCACCGAGGACGGCAAGAUGCUCGUGUCGACGCAGAUGAAGCACUCGUACCCGUUCUGCUGGCGGCUGGACACCCCGUUGAUGUACCGGACUGUCCCCGCGUGGUUCGUCCGCAUCGGGCCCGUCAUCGACAAGAUGUUGGCCAACGUCGACAAGACGAACUGGGUGCCGCUGACGAUCAAGGAGAAGCGGUUCUCCAACUGGAUCGCCAAUGCCCGUGACUGGAACAUCUCGCGUAACCGUUACUGGGGUACCCCCAUCCCCCUCUGGGUGUCGGACGACUUUGAGGAAAUGGUGUGUGUUGGCUCUAUCCAGGAAUUGAGAGACUUGUCGGGCAACCAGGACAUCACCGACAUCCACCGUGAAUCCAUCGACGCCAUCACCAUCCCGUCCAAGCAAGGCAAGGGUCAAUUGAAGAGAAUCGAGGAAGUGUUCGACUGCUGGUUCGAAUCGGGGUCGAUGCCUUACGCCUCCAACCACUACCCCUUCGAAAACAAGGACAAGUUCGAGAAGGCGUUCCCCGCCCAGUUCAUCUCGGAAGGGUUGGACCAGACGAGAGGGUGGUUCUACACGUUGACGGUGUUGGGCACCCACUUGUUCGACACCUGCCCCUACGAAAACGUCAUUGUUUCGGGGAUUGUCCUCGCCGCCGACGGCAAGAAGAUGUCCAAACGUCUUAAGAACUACCCCGACCCCACCAUCGUCCUCGAGAAGUACGGCGCCGACGCCCUCAGAUUGUACUUGAUCAACUCGCCGGUGUUGCGGGCGGAAACGCUCAAGUUCAAGGAGGAAGGCGUCAAGGAGGUGGUGCUGCUGGUGUUGUUGCCGUGGUACAACUCGCUGCGGUUCCUCAAGGACGCCGCCGACAUUUUCGCCAAGGACCAGGGCGCCCCCUUCGCCUACCUGGCCGCCCGCAAGUCCGACAACGUCAUGGACCGCUGGUUGAUGGCGCUGUUGCAGUCGUUGGUCAAGGAGGUCCACGAGGAAAUGGCCGCCUACCGCUUGUACACCGUGGUGCCCAAGUUGUUGCGGUUUAUUGACCUCAUGACCAACUGGUACAUCCGGUUCAACCGGAAGCGGUUGAAGGGGCUGGUGCUGAAGCAGGACACCGAGAACGCCCUCAACACCCUCGCCGAGGCGUUGAUGACUUUCCUGAGAUUGAUGGCUCCGUUCACGCCGUUCCUCGCCGACAGCAUCUACCAAAAGGUCAAGGAGUACUUCCCCGAGUCCGACCUCGCCGCCUUCUGCAUCAACCCCAAGGUCAACGACACCGGCUCGGUCCACUUCUUGUCGUACCCUAAGGUCAGAGAAGAGUUGUUCGACGAAAAAAUCGAAUUGGCCGUCUCGAGAAUGCAAAAGGUCAUCGAAUUGGGGAGAACCAUCCGUGAAAAGAAGCAGAUCUCGCUCAAGACGCCCCUCCGCCAGUUGGUGGUGUUGCACGACGACCAGCUGUACCUCGACGACAUCUCCGACCUCGAGAACUACAUCCUCGAGGAACUCAACGUGCGCAAGUUGAUCAUCACUUCCGAUGAAUCCGAAUACAACGUCGAGUACACUGCGGUUGCCGACUGGCCCGUGUUGGGUAAGAAGUUGAAGGGCGACGCCAAGAAGGUGAAGGCGGCGUUGCCCAAGUUGACGCUGGAAGCCGUCAAGGACUUCGCUGCCUGCGGCAAGAUCUGUGUCGACGGCAUCGACUUGGUGGCGGAAGACUUGCAAGUGCAAAGAGGUUUGCCCGCCGACAAGGCUGCCGACGGCCAGGAAGCGAGAUCGUCGCAAGAAGACCGCGUGUUGGUCAUCUUCGACUGCAACAUGUACCCUGAACUCGAGCGCGAAGGGUUGGCCCGUGAGAUCAUCAACAGAAUCCAGAAGUUGAGAAAGAAGGCCGGCUUGGUCGCCACCGACGAGAUCCAGGUCGAGUACGACGUCACCAAGGACACCAUCGACUUCGACACCGUGGUGCUGGAAAACAACGACUUCAUCUGUGCCCUGACCAAGCGCCCGUUGCAAAAGGUGUCGGCCUCGGGCGACAUCAUCAUCGAGGAAGAACAAACCAUCGGCGAAACCGUGUUCAACCUCAGAUUGUUGAAGUUGUAA